AUGACGUCAAAAAUAGAUAUAAACCCUCAAAAGAAUGAUAAUGACUCACUCAUACAGUAUGCCCUGACAUCGGAUGACUAUUUGGACCAAUUUGCACCUAUUAUAAAAGCUGAAUUAGCGAACAAAGAGUCUCUGGAUGAUCUGAUAUCGAGACUUGAUUCCGCGUACAAAGAAAAAGAAGACACUCUUGAAGGAGCUUCCUUUACUUCAGUAGACAAGCUGACCAGCUCAAUUGAAAAUAUAUCUCAAGUAUCGAAAUCUGCGGGGCAAAUAGGUCAAGAGAUUGCGUCCAUUAAUGACCAGGUCAGGAAGACAGGAUUGGAUUAUCUGGAUAAAAAGAAAACUGCCCUCAAAUACAAACGGCUUCACAACAAGAUUUCCGAGACUACGUUGACAAUUAACUCGUGCCUGGAUAUGCUUGAUAAAACAAACAGAGUCUUUGAAUUAUUUCACAACAAAAGCUAUUUUAAGGCUUUAAUCAAUUUGAAUUCGCUGAUGAAAAGUCCGUCUGAAGAUAUUGAAAUGUUCGAAUUCACUCGGAAAAUUCAUAACUCGCUUCCGGCGAUCAAGCAGCUUAUCAUCGAUGAGACAUUCCACCAGCUAAUAAGAUGGUUUAACGUCAGCUUUGAAAAAAAUCUUACUACGAUCGGAGAACAAAUGUUUGAGCAUUUUGAAAAGCUCAAUCAAGCAUGGGCUGAACAACAAGAGCAGGAUGAAAGCUUACUCCCGUUUAAGGUAAACACACCUUUGGAAAGGGCUUUCAGAGAUGAUGAGCUCAAAUCUUUCAACCCCCUCUCAAAUGACAAAAUCCAAAUCGAUCUUGGUCCCGUUUAUCAUUCUACGAUGGUAUUCGAGCUGAUUGAUGAAUUUGAUAGACUCAAAGAUGACUUUUCCAAUGAACUGCUUCGCAAGCGUGAUCGGCUGAUCUAUCCUAUACGAGAGGCUCUCGCGACGCUGAAAUUCGACAUGUUUUCCAACAACGAGUCUCUAAAAAUUGUCAUUUACUCGCUCGCUGCCUUUUUCGUGGUGGAUAGAAUGAUCGCAGCCAAAACGGAAUAUCAAUUGAGAAACAAAAAACAAACAGAUGAUCUCUUCAGUUCCGUCAUCACAAAGUUCAUCCCAAUACUGAAGGGACAUAUUAAGAAGUAUCAUGAUGACUUUCAAAACUUGAAGGAUCUAAACGAGAUAGUCGGCAUAUUUGUCCAGAUCCUAGAGAAUUAUGAGUUCAAUGUGGAAGCACUUUAUGAGGUGCUUAUUACGCUGUUUCAACAAUACAUCAACACUUUGACUAAAGACUUUGAGCUUGAUUAUCAAAACCUAUCUCUGGAGGAGAACCCACAGCCUAUCACUAUCGAGAAUAAGACGCAGUUGAACAAUGUUCAGACAAACUGUUUCCACAAAUUCAAGGAUAGCAUAACGGAGUUUCCGGUUGUACUUCCGUUCUCCAUAAUCUAUGUGGCUACUUGUCUGAAGUUGAGGGGAUUUAUUCAUGAUGUUUACGCAUUCGUUGGAAAAUACUAUGCCCAUCAAAAUUCGGAAAUACUGAAGCUUAUUGGCAAAUCUAUUGAUCACGUUCUCAUAAAUAUCGUGCUAAAGGAUCUCAAAACAAAAAUUGACUCUUCCUAUAAAGAGGAAGUGUCCCAGAAUCUCAUUAAUCUGGAGUUCUUUUCCAGAUCAGUGGUCGAAAUCGAGAAUUAUUUGAACUACUCCAGCGAUCCCACCAUCGCGAGAUGCAGGUCAUCGUCGCUAUUAAUUCGCCUAAGGUCUCAGAAAGAAUUCCAAACAAUACAAUCGAAAGCAGAAGAAGGAAUGUUCGAUAUGGUGGACUCCAAAAUUGAUAUGCUAUUUGAUAUGGUCGAUUUUGAUUGGGAGUCCAAGAAAGUCAACGAGGAGCCUAGCAUCGGUAUCAAGGAUAUGGGGCUAUUUCUGGAAAACAUAUUCAUGCUUGACUUUUCGCACCUUCCCUACACAAUCAAAUCCCUGUUGCUGAUCAGAACAUUCGACAAAAUCGUUACUUUCUUCAAACAAUCGAUCUAUCAGACUGAUUUUAUAACAAGCGAAAGCAUAAUGAAUUUUGAGACCGACAUCAAAUAUAUUGAGUCUAUUAUUCCUGGUCUCAAGCAACAGAAAACAUCGACGCGGCACCUGACUGCAGAUUCGGAGACUUCGAACUCGACUUUCCAGACUAUAUUUGCUGGCUUGACGCAAAUCAUAGACCUUUUGAAGGACGGAAAUCUAGAAGCCUACAAAGAUGAGACUACGCGAAUGCGUAAAUUCAAUACGAUUGCGCCGGAAGAAGCGAUCGAGUUGAUUCAGAAACUUGAGAACUAUCAGGUGCUAAAACGCGAGAUGUCAGAGCCUGAGCAACAAGAACAUGCUGAUCCCAAUAAUGGAACGAAUGGAGAUUCCGCGCGGUCUAUGUUCGGCUUCAAGAGAUCAAAUACCACCGCGUCUCUUACAUCUCCUUCAAAAAUGUCAAUGUUCAAAAGGCAGAUUUCUUAG
This is a messenger RNA of Ogataea haglerorum, 2502 nucleotides long. RefSeq lists its product as uncharacterized. The transcript has a single exon. Lineage: Eukaryota; Fungi; Ascomycota; Pichiomycetes; Pichiales; Pichiaceae. Gene Ontology annotation, cellular component: exocyst; membrane. Gene Ontology annotation, biological process: exocytosis; intracellular protein transport; Golgi to plasma membrane transport. The record is from RefSeq and is a predicted model, not a curated record. Bases 1 to 2502 code for a protein of 833 amino acids.